AUGAACCAUCCACAAGAAGGAGCAGGCUACAACGAGGUCACCAUCAUGUACAACGACGGCGCUGUCCCAUUCCCAUACCCUCCGCCACCGCCUCCCCCACGGCACGGCCGCCUGAACCCAUUCCGCAUUCUUGUCAGAGGCUUGGUCGCAGCCAGCGCCGUCUUCGGCGUCCUCGCGCUCCUCAUCUGCCUCAUCUACUGGCCCCGGACGGUCCGGGUGGCCGCGGCCGCCGCGACGCUCGCCCGCUUCGAGGUCGACCGCUACGACACCACCCCCACGUCGAUCACCCCGGUGCUCUCCUACAACCUCAACGCCGUCCUGGCCGUCUCCAACCCCAACAAGCGCGUGUCCGUCUACUACGACGGGUUCCAGGCGUCGGGCCUCUACCAGUACCACCGCUUCGCCCGCGCCGCGCUGCCGCUUCCGUUCCAGGCCACGCGGCGCACCGACACGGUGCCGGUCGAGCUCACCGGGAGCUCGCCCGCGCACGUCGACCUCCGCGCCGACGCUUUCCCACCUCACGAGAAGGGGGUGUUCCCGGUGGACCUGAUGGUGGAUGGGAUCGUGCGGUACAGGUUCGGCAAGCUGACGACGGCCGUGGCGAGCAAGCUGACUGUCGAGUGCCGCCUGGACCUGAACCUGAUGGUGCCUUCCGGUUGGAUCGAUUGUGCCAACUGGAGCUGA
Messenger RNA from Panicum virgatum (switchgrass), 684 nucleotides. RefSeq names its product NDR1/HIN1-like protein 2. The coding region runs from base 1 to 684 and encodes 227 amino acids. The record is from RefSeq and is a predicted model, not a curated record. Gene Ontology annotation, cellular component: plasma membrane. Lineage: Eukaryota; Viridiplantae; Streptophyta; Magnoliopsida; Poales; Poaceae. The transcript has a single exon.